GAAACGAAGUUAUACUAUACUACUUUCAACAACUAUAACGCAUCUCCGACUAUUCCAUCCGUCAGAAAACAUUUGGUAAACUCGUCAAAUAAUAUGCCGCAAUACAAACUGCAUUAUUUUAAUUUGCACGGGCUGGGUGAGCUGCCCCGGAUGAUUUUCCAUUACGCCGGAGUGCCGUUCGAAGAUGUCCGUUUCGAGCCCAGCGAAUGGCCACAGCUGAAAGCGAAUAUGCCGUUCGGCCAGGUACCCGUUUUGGAGUUUGACGGUAAACUUCUGUCCCAAUCUUACGCAAUCGCGCGAUACAUUGCCCGGCAACACGGAUUGGCCGGCCAGGGUGACUGGGAACAAGCUCAAGUCGACAUGUACGCCGACUGCAUCAAAGAUUUCAUGAUUAACGGUCGACCGGUGCACGACGAACAAGAUCCCGAGAAGCAGAAGGUCCUGAUGACUAAAUUCGCUUCGGAAAAGUUGAUUCCGCACAUGGCCGUCCUGGAAGCUCAGCUGGCCAAGAACGGCGGAGUGCUGGUCGGCAAGGGCGUCACCUGGGCCGACAUAGCCUGCUACGCCUUCUUCAAUCACGCUACUGUCAAGCAUCCAGACAUAUUGAAAGAUAGCCCCAACAUGGCGGCUCUAGUCAGCCAAAUCGGAAGCAACGACAACAUUAAAAAGUAUCUCGAAACCCGUCCGGCUUAUCAUUGAAUGUAAAAUCAUUCAAAAGAAGAUGGUUUUUGGGUCGCCAUGGUGUUGCACACAACAGCACUCUCAUCUAGUUGGAAUAAUUAGAGAUUAAAGAAUUGAAUCACUGUACUUUGAAUGUAAACUACUGCACGCGUUUUGACACACAUCGUGAAAGAAUGAAUACACGAGCAUCGCAAUUAAAAAUACCCCACGUUUCUCUAUGAGGCAAUUCCUGUAAACAAGCGACGAAUUAAUAAGCUAAAAGGAUUUUUAUUUUUUAUUUUACCAUGUCUGUGCAUUUCACAAUGAAUAAUUUCGCAAAGCUCAUUCGUCGAAUUGUUCUCUUCCCCAUGCUG
Molecule: messenger RNA, 1034 nt
Organism: Daphnia pulicaria
Lineage: Eukaryota; Metazoa; Arthropoda; Branchiopoda; Diplostraca; Daphniidae
Product: glutathione S-transferase 1-like
Exons: 3
Coding region: 94-699 (201 amino acids)
Biological process (GO): glutathione metabolic process
Molecular function (GO): glutathione transferase activity
Source: RefSeq, a predicted model, not a curated record